GCCGCUCGGGGAGUGAUGAGCACCCGAAGGAAAGGGAGAGGAGAGAGAGAGAGAGAGAGCAGGAGAUUGGGAAUCAGGAAUCGCAGUCCCAGUGCCCAGUCCUGCUCCGCCGGGGGUGGGAGCCGCACCCGCAGGAAAAAUUGGAUCCACUGCUCCCGGUGUUUCCCGGGCUUUGGGCCGAACCCAGCGGGUUCCGGGCACAGUUUGAGCGCAGGGCCCGGGAGUUCAGCACAGCCCGGCCCGGGGGUCCCGCGGUGCGUGGCCCUGCAGGGUCCCAGAUGGAUCCCUGAGGGAUCUGGAGGGGUUCCAGGAAGGGAUUCAGUUCUCCACUCCCUGCGUUACCUGCAAGUGGCAGUUUCAGAGCCCAGCCCGGGGGUCCCCCAGUUCAUGUCCACUGGGUUUGUGGAUGGGAUCCCCUUUGUGCGCUACGACAGCGAGCGGGGCCGGGCGGAGCCGCUGACGCAGUGGAUGAAGGAGGGAGCAGAGCCAGGAUAUUGGGAUAGGGAGACCCAGAUCAAUGAGAGGAACCAGCACAUGGAUAUUGUGAGCCUGGAGACUCUGCGGGACCGGUACAACCAGAGCAGGGGUCUCCACACCAUGCAACGUCUUGCUGGCUGUGACCUCCUGUCCGACGGGAGCGUCCGUGGAUCCUACCGGGAUGGCUACGACGGGCGGGAUUUCCUCUCCUUCGAGCUGGGAUCCGGGAGAUUCGUGGCUGCCGACAGCGCUGCUGAGAUCACCAGGAGGCACUGGGAACAUGAAGGGAACGAGGCUGAGAGGUGGACAAAUUAUCUGAAGCACGAGUGCCCAGAAUGGCUCUGGAAAUACGUUGGAUACGGGAAGAAGGAGCUGGAGCGCAAAGAGCCCCCUGAUGUCCACGUGUCCGGAAAGGAGGAACAUGGGACACUGAUCUUGUCCUGCCACGCGUACGGAUUCUAUCCCAACACCAUCGUAGUCAACUGGAUGAAGGGGGAUGAAAUCUGGGAUCAGGAGACGGAGUGGGGCGGGAUUGUUCCCAACAGCGACGGCACUUUCCACACCUGGGCCAGGAUCGAGGCGCUGCUGGAGGAGCGGGAGCAGUACUGGUGCCGGGUGGAGCAUCCCGGAAUGCUGGAGCCCAGGAUCUUUGCCUGGGAGCCAACAUCUGGCAGGAAUUUCACCGUGGUGGUCGCUGUGUCUGCCAUCGCUGCCAUCCUCAUCUUCACCUUCCUCAUUGAUUUCAUCGUCUGGAUGCUCCAAUCUGGUUGGAGGGACAGGAAUGGAUACAACAUGGCAGCCAGAAGAGAUGUGGGAACCAACGGUUCAAUCACAGCAGGAAUCACCGUCUGAGCAAUCCACAGAGCUGGAUCAGCCCCUUUCCUCUUCCCAGAAAAGCUGAGAGCUGCCGGCAGAGCUCAUCCCACUGCUCCCACCCACCCCACUGCUCUUGCUAACGGAUCAAUUUCCUGUUUUCCAAUGUAUUCAAAAAGAUAUUCCCAAUGCUUUAGUUCUGGUGUGAAAUUAUCCUGCUUUGGGCAAUAAAUCCUGGUUGGGGCGAGGUAGGGUUUAGGGUUGUAAUUGUAAAAGUGUUUAAGGCUUAUUCUCAGCAGAAGGCCCUGCGGGAAAGGCACAGCUGCAGGCUGGAGGGUUGGAAGGGGUGAGAGGCAGUGAGGAGUGAGGAGAGAUCAGCUGGGUGAUGGCUGGAAGUGAGAUUGUGAUUGGCUGGAGGGAUGCAUGGACAGAGUAUUGGCAGAACGAUGACUGGCUGGAGGGAUGGGUGGACAGCGUAUAAGCAGGAUGGUGAUUGGCUGGAGGGAUGCGUGGAAAGCGUAUGAGCAGAACAGUGAUUGGCUGGAGGGACGCAUGGACAGCAGCACGGUAGCUGGGCCAGCCAAUGGGUGCCUUCUUUCUGUUGAGUUAUGCUAGGUCUUGGUUUGGUUUCAGUUAUGUCGGGUAGAGAUUAAAGGUGUAAAAAGA
This is a messenger RNA of Prinia subflava (tawny-flanked prinia), 1956 nucleotides long. RefSeq names its product class I histocompatibility antigen, F10 alpha chain-like. Gene Ontology annotation, biological process: immune response. The record is from RefSeq and is a predicted model, not a curated record. Gene Ontology annotation, cellular component: external side of plasma membrane. NCBI's taxonomy places the organism in Eukaryota, Metazoa, Chordata, Aves, Passeriformes, Cisticolidae. The transcript has 8 exons. Bases 16 to 1329 code for a protein of 437 amino acids.